UGAGAGAGGUAUAAUCUAAUCAAUUUUAUACAUUCACUUAAUCUAAUGAACUGUACAGAUUAAUUUAAUGAUUUUAAAUAUACAUUAUACUUCGAUAAUCGUGGAACAUAUAGGUGUGACCUCUUGGAAGAUGCUAAUUAUGAAAAUUUGAAGAUACUUAAUAUAUUUAUGAAGAAAAGUGUGUCGUCAGUUAACUAUGUUUCCUUUUAUUCUAAAUAGUAGUAAAAGAAAAAAGAGGUUCUUCUGGCGUGUUAGUGUAAUUAAUGAAUUUAAACAAAACUAUGUGAUUUUCUAGUAUCUAAUAAAAUGUGGAUGAUAUUACUUUCUCUGUGUGUUAGUGUUACGUUAGUGAUGUCCCUGGUAUUUUGCCUUUGUUGGAGGAAGAAACCCCCAAAAAAUGAAUGGCAAGGGCUUGAUGGCAUGGUUACUCAAAAAAAUCCAGAUGAAAAUGUUAAUCACCUUCCUUCUGCUGCAUCAUGUGUUGUUGAUGGCCUAAAUGCUAGUGGUGAUUCAUUAGAUGCUAAAAGAAAUGCAGUCACUAAUACUAGAAGAAGUUUACCUGAUAUCCCAUCCGAACAAGGGGCUACUGUAAAUUGGGAACCUGCUGGAGAUAAUUCUUCUGAACAUUACGCUACAGUGGGACAAUACCAGAAUGCAGCAAAAAGACAUACCUUAACGAACGGCAUUGAGUCCCGACCCAGCAUAUCCCAGCACAGUUCAAUAAGUCAAGCCGAUGAUACCUUUUCACCAUAUGAGAAGGUUAAAUAUGAUAAAAUAAAAUCAAAGGAACACCCUUACGCACAGCUUCAACCCUCGACAGUAAGACCGACUGUGCAUGAAGAAAAUCAGUCGACCUCAGAAGAACGGGUUAAUUUGUUGAGGGUGGAAGGAGCAGGUACAUCUAGUGAACCUUCUGCACCGCCUAGAUCUCGGAGGUCGUCCUCGCAUAGUGCUGGUGGGCUUGAUAUCCCUGCUGCAUCGGCUGUAGCAGGUGUUUUAGCAGCUAGUCCGGAAUUGCCUUAUAUGACCCCUCCGGUCACCCAGGCAAAUUUUAGUGGAGAUUCACAAGACUCUUCAAAGGGUUAUACCAGUAUUAGUGUUAGAGAGCCUUUGGCAAAUAUAAUUGCACAGACGAAACAAAUGAAUAAGAAUAAGAGAGAACUGGAUCCUCAUUAUUCUACAGUUUCGGAUGACUCGGAUGAUGUCUACACCACUAUACCGGAUCCGAACAACCCUAUUUAUAAUAGCGAAAGUGAAACAUAUGCUCGAAUACCUUCUUUGCCGAUAACAAUCGAAGCAGAGGUCAAUGCGCCACCCUCAACGUCACAAGAGGAGGAAGACGAAGUAGGCGAUGAACUUUAUUAUGAGCCUGCGCCUCACCCUCCACCUCCCAGUGUUGACAGUUUAAAACAUGUAACUGGACACGGUAGUCAGACUCACUCACAUUCCAGACAAGCAUCGUCGUCGAGUUCGAUAGCAAACUUAGGAUCGCCCAAGCCAGAGAAACGUCAAGCUAACUCUCCAUUACCUCCCCCUCCAUUAGCGACAAGUUUCGAUUUCCACACCGACAAGCUCCAAGUAAUCAGGAACUUGGACGACUUAUACGCAAAAGUGCACAAAAACAAAAAAGAAGAACUACACAAUGAGAAAACUGGUGACAUUAGUGAUUCUAGUGAAAACAGAAACUCCUUGCCUGUAGUAUUGGACGCUAAUGUGGUAGAAAAGAGACUAAAGGACCACAACUAUGAGACGCUGAAGAAAUCGCUUAGAAAAUUGAGCGAUCCGGGGUACGAGAAAAUUAGGAACAGUGACGAACCUGGAUACGCCAGUAUAAAUGGUCCAGAAAGUAUUACCAGUUCCGAUCCUGGAUACGAAGUUUUGAAUGACGAACAGUGUUCUGAACUAGAUCCGAAUUAUGAGCAGUUGCGCCAUCGAAUCUCAAACGCCAGUGAUCUUGCGGGUUAUUCCAGAAUAAAGGAAACCGUUAGUAACGACGGAUACUCAGUGGUGAACAAGCAGAGGAAAAAUACAGUGCCUUUGACUGUGCUCAGUAGUGACGAUACAUUAGACGAACCUAAUUAUGAAAGCAUGCCUAGUGAAAUCGCUUCUGAGCCAGGCUACGCAGCGGUCAAAUCAAACGGUAGUGAAUCCGAUCCAAAUUACGAGUCUGUUAAUCAAAACGAUCCCAAUUAUGAGAGUGUUAAGGACUUGGAAGAGCCUCCUUAUGAAAGGCUGGAUGAGGAUUCGAGUAGAACUAAUUCUGAUCUGUCAGGCUAUGAAAAAAUAAAGAAGAAAGGAUGCGAAACAACAACUGACACUUCAGAGAGUUCCAACAGUGCUGGAAAGUCACUUUCAGACAAAUCUGAUCCCCCUUAUGAGCUCUUAAAUAACGAUACGGAUUCAGAGAUACCUGGAUACGAAAAAAUUAUAAACAAGAGUGCCCCAAACGAACACUCUUCUGGAAGCUCUGGACAUUUCUUAGGACCAACAAACUCGUCUAAUCUUUUAGAUGAAGACGGUAUUUUUCAAGUUUAAUCAGUAUUUGUGCCUAUAAUUUUUGGUGCUAAAUUAAAAUUUUUCAAUUUAUAUAUUCACACUUAUAUUAGUGAUAACAACGAAAUUGAAUUUUCUAUGAAAUUGUGAUUACUUAAUAUUAUUCAAAACAUUUAUUUUUUAUAGAACGUCACCAACUUAUUAAUUUUAAAUCAAAAUGUCACUAGUGUAAAGCUUUAUUAUCCCCUUAUUUAUUUUUGAAAAACUACCUAUUCCAAGUGUAUUUCUAGGUCUUCCACUACAGUUAUUAUUUAUUUUGUGCCAAACAUUUUUUAAUGUUUUAUUUAAUGUUACUUGUAGACUGCUUUUUAAAGAGUAAUAUGCAUUUAUUAUUAAUAUUUGUUGCAAUAUUACAGAGUAAUAU
Messenger RNA from Anoplophora glabripennis (Asian longhorned beetle), 2917 nucleotides. RefSeq names its product dentin sialophosphoprotein. Bases 307 to 2535 code for a protein of 742 amino acids. The record is from RefSeq and is a predicted model, not a curated record. The transcript has 9 exons. NCBI's taxonomy places the organism in Eukaryota, Metazoa, Arthropoda, Insecta, Coleoptera, Cerambycidae.